Molecule: messenger RNA, 7564 nt
Organism: Nezara viridula (southern green stink bug)
Lineage: Eukaryota; Metazoa; Arthropoda; Insecta; Hemiptera; Pentatomidae
Source: the annotation of a GenBank genome assembly
GCAUUGUCAGUUGUAGGUUCGGCAACGUUGGGUGAAUAUUGUCGCGGGAACCUCCAGUUUAACACGUGGGCUCUAUAGGGAAGGAGCUAUUGUCUGUCGAGGAAAUGUCUGCGAAAUUAGAGACCUGUAGUCUCUUGUUAGAAGAUGGAACUGUCUUCACCGGUAAUAUGUUUGGGGCCAAGACCCCUGUUGAUGGAGAAGUCGUUUUUCAAACCGGUAUGGUGGGAUAUCCUGAAUCCCUGACAGAUCCUUCUUAUCACAGGCAGAUCCUGGUACUGACUUAUCCCCUCAUUGGGAACUAUGGAGUUCCUUCAGAUGAGAAAGAUUGUUUCGGCUUGCCAAAAUUCUUUGAAUCAAGAAAGAUAUGGCUUGCUGGACUUAUUGUCGGAGAGAUUUGUGAAAAGCCAAGCCAUUGGCAAAUGGCGAAAACUUUAUCGGAUUGGAUGGUCGAGUAUGGCAUACCUGGUAUCACCGGAAUCGAUACGAGAGAACUGACAAAAAAACUUCGAGAACAUGGAUCAAUGUUAGGAAAGAUUUUUUGCGGUGUAGCUCCUCCCCAAAAGCCUGAGUUCUGUGAUGUUUAUAAGUUGAAUUUAGUUUCCGAAGUUUCAAACCAGGAUAGAACUGUAUAUAAACCUCUUCCUGGAAAUGACAUUUCUCUCAAAAUUCAUGCUAUUGAUUGCGGUUUGAAAUAUAAUCAGAUACGAUGUCUUCUGAAGAGAGGAGUUACGGUUGAAACUAUUCCAUGGAACGGCCCGUUCGGAGACGAUUCCUACGAUGGAUUGUUUAUCACCAACGGACCAGGGGACCCAGCGAGCAUCACCCAAACAAUAACGAUGAUCAAGGAGGCUAUUCUAAAGGGAAAACCAAUCUUUGGUAUUUGCCUUGGUCACCAAUUGUUAGCUAUUGCUGCCGGGGGCACAACUUUUAAGAUGAAAUACGGAAACAGGGGUCAUAACCAACCUUGCAUUCAUAAAGAUACUCAUCGCUGCUAUAUGACUUCUCAGAACCACGGUUUUGCAGUCUGUCCCGACAGUGUUCCAAAAGACUGGGAACCAUUGUUUACUAAUGCUAAUGAUUUAACAAACGAAGGCCUAAUCCAUGCGACAAAGCCAUUCUUUAGCGUGCAGUUUCACCCCGAACACUGCGCAGGACCUGAGGAUUUGGAGUGCCUGUUCGACGUGUUCGUAGCAGCAGUUAAAGCUUACAAAAACUCACAAUCCUCAUUUAAUUUGAAGCGUUACAUCUCUGACACUUUACAAUACAAACAGAAUUUUGUUAUUAAAAAGCCCACAAAGGUGCUGAUACUUGGUUCUGGAGGUUUGUCGAUCGGGCAGGCUGGUGAAUUUGAUUACUCAGGUUCACAAGCAAUCAAGGCACUUCACGAAUCGAAGAUACAAACUGUCCUGAUAAAUCCAAACAUAGCGACUGUGCAGACAUCGAAGGGGCUAGCCGACAAGGUCUACUUCUUACCGCUGUUACCCAAUUACGUGGAACAGGUGAUUCAUUCAGAACGUCCAGAUGGUAUCCUUCUUACAUUUGGAGGUCAGACAGGACUCAACUGUGGUGUGGAACUCCAAAAGAGUGGUGUUUUCGAAAAAUACAAUGUUCAUGUCCUGGGAACACCGAUUCAGUCCAUCAUUGAAACAGAAGACAGGAAGUUGUUUGCUGAGAAGAUUGCCGAGAUUGGUGAGAAAACUGCACCGAGCGUUGCUGUUUACAACAUCAAUGAAGCCUUAGAAGCGGCGAGGAAGCUGGGCUAUCCAGUCUUAGCACGAUCAGCUUUCUCUCUCGGUGGUCUCGGUUCUGGCUUUGCCAACAAUGAUGAAGAAAUGAAAACGCUGAGCCAGCACGCGUUCGCUCACUCGAGUCAGCUGAUAAUUGACAAAUCCCUGAAGGGUUGGAAAGAAGUUGAAUAUGAAGUCGUUAGGGAUGCUUUUGACAACUGCAUUACUGUUUGUAACAUGGAAAAUGUUGAUCCUUUGGGGAUACAUACCGGUGAGUCUAUUGUUGUCGCUCCGAGUCAGACUCUGACCGACCAUGAGUACAACAAGCUGCGGUCGACAGCUCUGAAGGUGGUGAGGCACUUCGGCAUUGUUGGCGAGUGCAAUAUCCAAUAUGCCCUUAGUCCUACUUCAGAGGACUAUUACAUCAUCGAGGUUAAUGCUCGCCUUUCUCGUAGCUCUGCACUUGCCAGUAAGGCUACUGGUUUUCCUCUCGCUUAUGUCGCAGCUAAAUUGUCUCUCGGCCAAUCACUUGUCGACAUCAAAAACUCUGUCACUAUGACAACUACGGCUUGUUUUGAACCUUCAUUAGAUUAUUUAGUCGUAAAGAUUCCUCGCUGGGACUUGAGCAAAUUUUCAAGAGUCAGUACUAAAAUUGGCAGCUCUAUGAAGAGUGUCGGCGAGGUUAUGGCUGUAGGUAGAAAGUUCGAGGAGGCAUUCCAGAAGGCGAUGAGGAUGGUUGAUGAAAAUGUUAUAGGCUUCGACCCCUAUGCCAAGGUAGCUUGCGAUGAAGAGCUCGAACAGCCGACUGACAAGAGGAUCUUUGUCCUUGCCGCGGCUCUAAAAGCUAACUACUCGAUAGAUAAACUGUACGAGUUGACUAAAAUAGACAGGUGGUUUCUCCAUAAGCUGAAGAAUAUCAUCGAGAUGCAGACGCACCUGGAGUCGAUCAGUCAGCCCAACUUAACUCCUGAGGAAUUGCUAGCUGCCAAGCAGCUUGGCUUCUCCGACAAGCAAAUCGCUACCUUUGUCAAAAGCACAGAAUUAGCAAUCAGGAAGAAGCGAGGAGAUUUCGGAGUAACUCCUUUUGUGAAACAGAUCGACACUGUCGCAGCUGAAUGGCCUGCCUCUACUAAUUACUUGUAUAUUACUUACAAUGGUCGUUCCCAUGAUAUUGAUUUCCCUGGAGGUUACACAAUGGUUAUUGGGUCUGGAGUUUAUAGGAUCGGCUGUUCUGUGGAAUUUGAUUGGUGCGCUGUUGGUUGCCUCAGGGAAUUAAAGAAGUUGGGAAAAAAGACUAUCAUGGUCAACUAUAAUCCGGAAACUGUUAGUACUGAUUAUGAUAUGUGCGACAGGUUGUACUUUGAAGAAAUAUCAUUUGAGGUUGUAAUGGAUAUAUACUCUGCUGAAAAUCCUGAUGGUAUUAUCCUUAGUAUGGGUGGACAACUGCCCAAUAACAUUGCAAUGGACCUUCACCGCCAGCAAGCGAGAAUCCUAGGUACUUCUCCUGAGAGCGUUGAUGGUGCUGAAAACAGAUUUAAAUUCUCGAGAAUGUUAGACAGAAUCGGCAUCUCCCAACCCAGGUGGAAAGAACUAACAAAUUUGAAGUCAGCCAUCGAGUUCUGUGACGAGGUAGGUUACCCUUGUUUAGUGAGACCCUCUUAUGUCCUGAGCGGUGCUGCCAUGAAUGUUGUCCAUUCCGAGCGAGACCUGGAAGAUUACCUCAACCUUGCUAGUGAAGUCAGCAAGGAACAUCCAGUCGUCAUUUCCAAAUUCCUCCUUGAAGCUAAGGAGAUUGAUGUCGACGCAGUGGCUUGUGAUGGGAUGAUACUCUGCAUGGCUGUUAGCGAACAUGUCGAGAACGCUGGUGUCCACAGCGGAGAUGCUACUUUGGUCACUCCACCGCAGGACAUCAACCAAGAAACUCUUAAUAAGAUUUUGUCAAUAUCCAGAGCUGUGGCUGGUUCACUAGAGGUGACCGGUCCUUUCAAUAUGCAGCUUAUUGCCAAGGAUAACGUAUUGAAGGUGAUAGAAUGCAAUGUCCGUGUUUCAAGAUCAUUCCCAUUCGUCUCUAAAACUCUUGAUCAUGAUUUUGUGGCAACUGCGACCAGAGUGAUAGUUGGAGAACAGGUUGAGCCUGUCGAUGUGCUGAUGGGAUGUGGAAAAGUGGGAGUUAAGGUUCCAGUGUUCUCCUUUUCACGUCUUGCAGGUGCAGAUGUGAUGCUUGGUGUAGAAAUGGCCUCUACGGGUGAGGUAGCCUGCUUUGGAGAUAACCGGUACGAGGCAUACCUUAAAGCAAUGAUGAGUACUGGCUUCAGAAUCCCUCAGAAUGCGAUUUUGCUCUCCAUCGGCAGCUUCAAGCACAAAGCCGAAUUGCUGCCCAGUAUGAAGUCGCUUCAGAAGAUGGGUUACAAGCUCUACGCCAGUAUGGGUACAGCUGAUUACUACACUGAACACGGUGUCCAUGUCGAACCUGUGCAAUGGACAUUCGAAAAUAUUGGCGAGGCCACUACCAGCGGCGAGCUGAACCACCUGGCCGACUUUUUGGCUCGCAGAGAUUUCGAUCUCGUCAUCAACCUUCCGAUGAGGAUCCGUGGUACUCGAAGGGUCUCCUCGUUCCUGACCUACGGCUACCGCACUAGGAGGCUUGCAGUCGAAUAUAGCGUGCCUCUUGUAACUGAUGUCAAGUGUGCCAAGUUAUUAGUUGAGGCAAUGUUGCGAAUCAAGCAAGAGCCUCCGAUGAAAACGCACACAGAUUGCCUCACUUCGAGGAACAUCAUCAGAUUGCCAGGCUUGAUCGACGUUCACGUUCACGCGAGGGAGCCUGGUGCGGAGUACAAGGAGGACUUUGCCAGCUGUACAGCAGCAGCCCUCUCGGGAGGUCUCACACUUAUCUGCGCAAUGCCGAACACUAUUCCUGCCUGCGUUGACAAGGAUACGUUUGCUGUUGUUAAAGAACUGGCCGGAAGCAAAGCCCAUUGCGACUAUGCUAUAUUCUUAGGCGCUACAGAAGACAAUUACAAUUUCAUAACGGAGCUAGCUCCUCACGCUGCUGGUCUCAAGAUGUACUUGAACGAGACAUUUAAUACACUGAGGCUUCCUGAUCUUACAUUUUGGAUAAAGCAUUUCGACAACUGGCCCAAAAAAUACCCACUCUGCGUACAUGCCGAGGGACAGACAACUGCUGCUGUACUCUUGUUGGCAACACUACACAAUCGACCGAUCCAUGUCUGCCACGUAGCUAGAAAAGAAGAGAUACAAAUCAUUAGAGCAGCCAAAGAAAAGGGACUCCCUGUAACAUGUGAGGUUUGCCCCCAUCACCUUUUCCUUACUGGAGACAUAGCUAUCGAGCGACUUGGUCCUAACAAAAGUCAGGUACGACCAGUCCUCUGCUCUGAAGAGGAUCGUCAGGCUCUUUGGGACAAUUUAGAUAUCAUCGACUGCUUUGCUACUGAUCAUGCACCACAUACGAUUGAAGAGAAGACAAGCGAGAAUGCGCCUCCUGGAUUCCCAGGCUUGGAGACUAUCCUUCCCCUUCUGCUGACAGCGGUCAACGAAGGCAAGCUAACUAUUGAAGAUCUGAUCGACAAAAUGCAUCGUAAUCCACGAAGAAUCUUCAGCCUGCCAGAACAACCGAAUACAUACAUUGAGGUAGAUAUGGAUAUGGAAUGGACUAUUCCAGACUGUCCACCAUUUAGCAAAGCUAGAUGGACUCCGUUUGCAGGCAUGAAGGUUAAAGGCAGCGUUCAUAGGGUUGUCCUCAGGGGAGAGGUGGCCUACGUCGAAGGAAAGGUACUAGUGAACCCAGGUUUUGGCCAGGAUGUGCGAGAGAUGAAGGCUCCUAAAAUAGUCACUCUUUUGUCUACGCCAGAGCAAAUUCCCAGCCGCCCUGGUUCUGUUCUGGAUAUGCACGAUAAGCACCAUUUCGAUCAUGAACAUUUGAAUGUAUCUUCAGCUCUGGAAGGCCCUGCCCAUAGGUGGAGCGGCAGUGGCGACAUAUCUAUCCGUCCGCUAUCACCGAAUCUGUUCCCUCCGACCAAAGCUAAGCCGUUGGACAGUGUAAUCGCAAGGCCUACUCACUGCCUUCAACACCAGCAUGUCCUAUCAGUCAACAUGUUCACUAAGGAGUCUCUCAAUGAGAUCUUUAAUCUUGCCCAGGCCUUCAGGACAUAUGUACAAAAGGAAAGAAGUAUCGAUCACUUGCUCAAGGGUAAGAUAAUGGCUUCUAUUUUCUAUGAAGUUAGCACAAGAACCAGUUGCAGCUUCUCAGCUGCAAUGCAUCGCCUCGGAGGAAGUGUGAUCUACGUUGACAGCCAAAGCAGUUCGGUUCAGAAGGGAGAAUCUCUCGAAGAUACUGUGAACGUAAUGGCUGGCUAUUCAGAUGUCGUAGUCAUCCGGCAUCCGGAGCCAGGAGCUGUUAUGAGGGUUGCUCAGCACUGCCGGAAACCAAUAUUGAACGCUGGUGACGGCACUGGUGAACACCCUACUCAGGCGCUGUUGGACAUUUUCACGAUCAGAGAAGAAAUUGGAACAGUAAAUGGUCUGAUAAUAACGUUGGUUGGCGACCUUAAACAUGGAAGAACAGCUCAUUCUCUGGCUAGAUUGCUGACUCUAUAUGAUGUCCAAUUGCGCUAUGUUACGCCUCCUGGCCUCGGAAUGCCAGAAGAGAUUACAGAGUUUGUCAGAAAACAGGGAAUUCCUCAAAGUACUAUAUCUUCUCUGGAAGACGCUCUUCCUGAAUCAGAUGUCGUUUAUAUGACGCGCAUUCAGAGGGAAAGGUUCGCUUCCGAAGAAGAAUAUAAUAAGGCCUGCGGAGUGUUAGUGCUGACGCCUCAGUUGAUGACUCAAGCGAAACGCAAAAUGGUGGUGCUCCAUCCGCUACCGAGAGUAUUCGAAAUAUCUCCCGAGCUGGAUUCUGAUCCUAGAGCAGCCUACUUUAGACAAGCAGAGGGUGGGGUCUACGUUCGCAUGGCCCUCCUAGCAAUGGUUAUCGGAAAGUGUUAAGUACCUACCUACGUUGCCUUUGUAGGUUGUAUUAUAAAUGAAUUUUUAUAUGGCUGUAUUGUGUAAAUAUAAAUUUUGAUAAUUUUAUAUUAACAACCCGUUUUCUUCUUUUUGCAAUACUUUUAUUUUGAUAAAUUAAACAAAAUAAACAUAUCUUUAGAAUGAGUUAACUGUUCUUUUUACAAUUUUAUAUAUGUUGUUCAAUUUAGAACUGGUAGAGUGAUUUUUUAUAUAAAAUAAAUUUUAUGAGUUUUGUAUGGAAUUUUAGAUAUAGUUAAUAGUGUUGUGUAGUGAAAGUAGCUUCGUCAAUAUUUAUGUAGCCAAUAUCUCAUUUAUAAAAUGAGUUACGUUUUACAAAAAUGGAAUAGACGAAUUAUAUAAUGAAUUUUUUUAUGGUUUAUGAAAAGAAAUUUGAAGAGUUACAUUUAAUGAUACAAUGUUAGUUUGUUAAAAUUUAUUGUUUACCUUUAUAAUUUUUAAAUAUGUAUGAUGUAUGCAAUUUCAAUUUUGUUAUAAUGCUAUCUCAAGACUGAAGAUUCAAACCUGCCGAAUUACUAACCAGUGUUGAUAAUUGUAUCUUAUUUGUUUUAACAUUCCAUAUAUAUUUUUUAUUAUUUUCUAUGUUGUUAUAUAUGUUCUAUAUAUAUUUAAAUUAUAUUAUAACUAGCAUUUUUUUUUUUUUUGCUAGGAACUGAUUUGAUCAUUCUGUUUCUGAUAUGAAAAAUUUUAUUGAUUGUUAUUUCAAAGGCAAGGAAAUUAUUUACAAUAGGAAUUGAUAUGGUUUAUUUAUUUUUAAAUAAGUAUUUAAUUGGAAUAAAUUUUGUUCUGAAAUGUAA